AUGUGCAGACUUGUUGUGGCAGUGUUUAUGAUCCAGGCACUGAGAGCAGGAUGUAUUUUACAAGAUAUUGACAGACCUGAGAAUCCUGAAGUUGAAAUGAAUGUUAGCCAGAUCAUUCUUCACUGGCAAUACCCAGUUGAAGAGUAUGAAGUUGAGACAGAAGAUUCAUAUAUCCUCACCCUUGUAAGGAUUUCCCAUGGAAGAAUGGGCAAUGAUGUACCAGCUCAGCGGCCUGUCGUGUUUUUGCAGCAUGGUUUGUUCGCAACUUCUGUAGUCUGGGUGUCCAACCUACCCAACAACAGCUUGGGCUUCAUUCUAGCAGAUGCAGGUUUUGAUGUGUGGAUGGGAAACAGUAGGGGGUGUACCUAUUCCCUGAAACAUGCCUUUUUGUCAACAAAUUCCACCGAGUACUGGGCUUUCAGUUUUGAUGAAUUGGCUAGAUACGACCUUCCAGCCUCAAUUGACUACAUUGUGAAAAAAACUGGGCAGAAGAUAUACUAUGUGGGCCAUUCCCAGGGCACCCUUAUUGGUUUCCUAGCAUUCUCCACCUUACCCAAGCUGGCUCAGGAAGUCAAAGCUUUUUUUGCUUUAGCUCCUGUCUUUUACAUUCGGCACAUUAAAAGCCCCCCAGCACUACUGCUUUUGCAGGUGCCCGAGUCAUCGCUAAAGCUUUUACUGGGUGACAAGGACUUUCUGACCAAGACUGCCCUCAAGAAGGUUCUGGCUGAUAAAGCAUGUGAGAAUGAAGUAACUGAUGUCUUCUGUGCCCAAACCAUCUUCAGUUUGUCUGGAUUUGAUCCAGAAAACUUAAACAUGAGUCGAAUUGAUGUAUAUGCAGCACACAACACAGAGGGAACAUCUGUCCAAAAUGGUCUUCAUUUCUACCAGGUUUAUCAUGAAAUUCAACCAAUUCUCCGAGCUUAUGACUGGGGGAGUCCUGAAGAGAACUUAGCCCACUAUAAUCAGACGAUUCCUCCAACCUACAAUCUAUCGACGAUGAAAGUGCCAACUGCGCUGUGGAGUGGUCUAAGAGAUUCGUUGGCUGACCCAAUAGAUGUCUCCAAUUUGGUCCCCCAAAUCCCCAAGAUGAUUUACCACAAGAUUAUCCCCACUUAUGAUCAUUUGUCUUUUGUUUUUGGCAUUAAUGCACCUCAAACAGUUUACUAUGAAAUAAUCAAAAUGAUCAAGGAAUCCCCGUAA
Trichosurus vulpecula (common brushtail) is the source of this 1200-nucleotide messenger RNA. Its product is annotated as lipase member J-like. Gene Ontology annotation, cellular component: intracellular membrane-bounded organelle. Gene Ontology annotation, biological process: sterol metabolic process. Lineage: Eukaryota; Metazoa; Chordata; Mammalia; Diprotodontia; Phalangeridae. Bases 1 to 1200 code for a protein of 399 amino acids. Gene Ontology annotation, molecular function: sterol ester esterase activity. The transcript has 9 exons. The record is from RefSeq and is a predicted model, not a curated record.